UUUUGGUUAAGAGUUUGGCUCGAGGGCCUCGCAGCUUGCAGCAUAAGCUGUCGCUACUUAUGCACCCGCAGGGGCACGUCCUGUUUUUGACUUGCGUUGGUCCAGGAAUGAUUUCGAAUGUGUUGCGCUGCACGGACAGGUAUGAAUUGCCAGCUUUGGUGCACAUGGAACGGCAUGGCCCGUAGUUGUUCGUCAGCGCAUCGCAGGCGAUUCGUGAUAUUUCUAUUGUAUGCCAUAUUCUAUGUGCCACUUUGGGUCGUUCUGCCAGCCCAGAACGAGUAUAUAAUUGCUCGUCGUUGCCUUUCCCUGCACGGCAUUUUUUCUUCUACGGGCAAGCUGUGCGGCGGAAAGGAUGUCUCGGCCUCUGCUCAGACAUGGCUCCUCUGGGUCAACCUUGCGUGUAAUAUCCCAACUUUAUCGGUGUGCUUCCACUUGGGCUUUCUUGCUGACCGCAUUGGGCGUCGCCCAGUUCUGAUAUGGUGCCUCUUGACGCAAUUGUUCGGAAGUGCUGGCAUGCUGAUUGUAUGCUUAUGUAAGCUCAAUCUUGCAUGGAUGAUGCCUCCUUACGUCAUCAACGGCCUUGGGGGAGGCUCUUUCACGUUGCAAAGUAUUUUGAUGGCUUCUCUUGCUGAUACGGCGGUCACAGAACUACAGCGCUCUGUUCUGCUGGCGCGGGCGACAGCGAUGUUUUACGCCUGCGGCACGAUUGGUCCCCUUGUGGGCGGGUACAUCACCCAGGCCGAGCUUGUACCGUUGCCUUGGCUGCAUGGUGAUCGUUAUCAACUCGCCUAUCUGACAUUCUUUGUAACUAAUGCUCUAUUGCUUGUAGUUGCGGUUGUCGCCUUCGCAGAGACACUCCCAGCGGCCAUUCCGCUAUUGUCCUCGAGAGUGGCCUCAUUGUCGGAAGGCAGAGACAGGAACGAUGCACGCUGGCAGGGGUUGUGUAAAGUUGCCCUGUACGAUUGUCUGCAGCCGCUGCGCUCAAGAGCUGUUCUUGCUGUGAGUUCUUCGUUCAUGCUGCUGUACGCCACGAUCAACACAGCUCUGAGUGGGCUCAUUGUCACCUAUGCGAAGCUGUCCAUGUUUGGAAUGAGUGAUGCCGCCGUUGGCUGGUUUCUGGCGGUGCCAUGGCUGAUGCGAUCGCUUUCCGCCGCACUGGUUUUCCCAAUGUUACUCUCUCUGGUCAGCUCCAUGGCCGCACGCACGCAGCCCACGCGAAGCGAGCCGCCGCCGCGAGCCGCCGCAGAGGCAGCAGCGCGAGCCCCGAGAGGCUCGUCGCUCGAGGGCGCUCCUCCCGCACGUGCUGGGCAUGCUGCCAGGGUCGCAUCGCUGUGGUGCGUGCGCAUCGGCGCUGCGAUAUCGGUUCUGACCUUCGGAUGCUUCGGCUGGGCCGUGUCGGUGCCGGCACUCUUCGCGCUCUGCACGGCGGAGGGCCUGGCCUCCAUGUGGGAUGCCGGCUGUGCGGUUCUGCUCUCGUCGCUGGCCGAGAAGUGGUCGGUGGACGCCGCCGGCGCAGUCCAGCCUCACCUUCACACGUCAAGUCAGGGUGCCUUUAUGGGCCUGAGAGGCUUGCUUCAGAUUGCCAGCGCCAUCUGUGCAAGUUUGGCGUUCAAUGGCAUCUACGUCGCAACGGUUGAAUGGUGUCAGCCAUUUGUGUUCUACGUUCUCUCUGCGUGCUGCGCAGCAGGACUGUCAAUCACUUGGGCCGUUCGCGAGGGCGACCUGUGAGGGCGGCCCGAACGAACUAAGCAUAGGCAUUGGUGUCCGCAACAGCGGCCCUGCGGGGGAGACCGCCUCCCGCUCGGCGACGCCGCCGCCCGCGGCCGCGAGCAGGAGCCGCCUGCUUUCCGAGCCCUGACGCCACCGCAGCGCACGCGGCCGCAA
Molecule: messenger RNA, 1884 nt
Organism: Prorocentrum cordatum
Lineage: Eukaryota; Dinophyceae; Prorocentrales; Prorocentraceae
Source: the annotation of a GenBank genome assembly